Messenger RNA from Triplophysa dalaica, 2722 nucleotides. It is a transcript of the gene gpr61, whose product is annotated as G protein-coupled receptor 61. Gene Ontology annotation, cellular component: signaling receptor complex; endosome; plasma membrane. Gene Ontology annotation, molecular function: G protein-coupled receptor activity. NCBI's taxonomy places the organism in Eukaryota, Metazoa, Chordata, Actinopteri, Cypriniformes, Nemacheilidae. Gene Ontology annotation, biological process: G protein-coupled receptor signaling pathway. The record is from RefSeq and is a predicted model, not a curated record.
UUCCUUGCCUGCAUCCCUGUCUCCACUCCUUUCUGCUCUGCGGUUGCCCUGUGCGCGUGUGAGGGAGAGCACAUGUUUAUGUGUGUCAGAAAGGGGCGAGAGUGUGUCCGUGCGCCUCGCAGAGACAGUUGCGUCUAAAGAGACGGUGCUUUUGUAUCUCUCCAUCAUCUCGGCCGCAGCAACACCAGCCCGUCUACCUGGACCAGUCGGCAGCCUGAAGCUUGGCUGACGGGGGAGGGGGCGACAUCUCUUUUUGUGCGCGCGUGUGUGCGUGUGUACAUGCGUGUGGGCGGGUGAAAGGGUGAGGGGCGGAGAGAUGAAAGGGCCAGGUGAGGAGAGGAGUCGGGUACCUCUUUCUCUCUCGCUCGCUUUCUCUUCCUCUCUCCCCCUCAUUUUAUGCCUCUCUCACUGCCGUGCGACACUAACCCUGGAAACUGAAGAGGAGAUCUUCCCUGCUGGACCUUUUUACUACUGCAAGCUCCCGUAGCCUCAGUUUCACCAUGGAGCUUAUGGACUCCAGCACGAGGAAGUUCCAGGGACUUUAUCGCUGAAUCCUCGAGAUGCAACUAGAUGUUACCCUAACAUGCCCCAGCUUCAGAGAACAGCUCAUAGAACCAUGCCGUAACACCGCCAGAACUCCACCAUCGAGCGGUGUUGCUGGAUCCCCAACUUCAUCAGGGGAGGAUGGGUGUUAGACCCGUGAGAAUCGCCUCCACCCACAAAUCUCAUCCCAUCCUCUCAUGGAGCUUACAACCACCCACAGCACACUAUGGAACAUCACCCAAGCCACCUCGUGGCGUCCAACCCAGCCCAACACCUCGAGACUGAGCGAGCCCAGAGAUGGACAUCUGCUCUGGACGCUUUCCCUGUGCACCAUGCUCUUGAUGAACAUCUUGGCCGUAGUCGGCAACCUGGCCAUCAUGGCAGUCAUCGUGAAGACGCCACGACUACGUAAAUUUGUGUUCGUCUUCCAUCUCUGCCUGGUGGAUCUCAUCGCGGCGCUGGUGCUGAUGCCUUUGGGAAUCUUGUCAGGGCAGGGCUUUUUUAAUGAGGCUUUGUGUCAGGUUUACCUCUGUCUGAGCGUGGGACUGAUCAGCGCUGCUAUCCUCACCAUCUCCGCCAUCAACGUGGAGAGAUACUACUAUGUCGUUCAUCCCAUGCGCUAUGAAGUGAAAAUGACUGUGGGGCUGGUGGUGUCGGUCUUGAUUGGAAUAUGGAUCAAAGCCACCAUCAUGUCUGCAUUCCCUUUAUUCGGCUGGGCGCUUGAAAGAGAAGUUAAAGGUCCAGCGCUGGAGAAAGUGAUAGGAAAAAUUAUUGUACCAAAGUGCUGCUCGCUCCUCUGGGUAGAACGGGGACCCCAACACUUGGUGUUUACUGUCCUCUUCACCCUUAUGUACUUCCUGUGUCCGGUUCUUAUCAUCUUCGUUGUGUACUGUAACAUGUUUAAGGUCGCCAGAGUGGCUGCCAUGCAGCAAGGCCCAGUGCCCACCUGGAUGGAGACCCCCCGGCCCCGCUCUGAAUCUUUGAGCAGCCGCUCGAGCAUGGCAGCCAGCCUAAGCGGAGCUCGGACCACCCCUCAUAGGACUUUCAGCGGUGGCAAGGCUGCAGUUGUGCUGGUGGCUGUCGGAGGUCAGUUCCUUGGGUGUUGGCUACCUUACUUCUCCUUCCACCUGUACUGUGCCGUCAUGCCCUCGUCUCUUGAAUCUCUCGCACGCAUGGCUCAGCUAGAGGACGUGUUCACUUGGAUCGGCUACUUCUGCUUCACUUCCAAUCCUUUUUUCUACGGUUGUUUGAAUCGGCAGAUCCGGGAGGAGCUGGCCAGGAACCUGGCUUUUGUUUUCAAGUGGGGGCGUCCGGGCGAGGAGGAACAGCUGCCCAGCAGAGAGGCUUCUAUUGAGGAGAACUUUCUCCAGUUUCUUCAGGGCACCGGCUGCAAUAUGCAGCCAAGGAAUUCCCAAAGCAUAUAUCCUCAACAAGAGGAGGACAAUCCUCUCUCCACCGAACUCCACAGGACUUCUGUUGUUCACAUUCCUGGUCAGAUCAUGGAGGAGACCUCCGACUUCAUCGAACACCAACACAUAAAUGAUCUUAAUAUAUUAGACAACUGUUUCAAGACUAAAGCAGAACUGUAAGGUUGAUAUUUUCAGAUGUGAAAUAUAUAUUUAAUUGAGCGUAUAUUGUUGCUAUGUUUUGCCAUCUGAUCUUUUUGUACUCUGCCCAGGAAUUUGUACAUAGCUUGUUUAAAAUGUGUGGUUAGGUUUGUGUCAUACCCAAAGUGUAUUUUUCUCUUGAGGAGAUAAUUGACGUGCAUACAGUUGUUGGACUGAUAGUAAAUGAUCUUGUUCCAACACAUAACCAAUAGAGGGAAACUCUUUUAUAUGGGUUCAACGCUAUUUGUCCAAAAGAUGUAACACAAAUCAACAUCGUGAUGUGGAAUCUGUAUUCAAAAUGCAGUAUGAACCGCAAGUGAUUGGUGUAAUUUUUAAGGCUCUUAAUGUGAAUUCAGACAAUAAAUGAGUAUAUAUAAUUAGUUAUUGUAUCAACACAAUUUUGGAGCUCACACUAAUAUUGAAUAAAGGUUGUUUGUGUGGUGGAAAGAUUCAAAAUCUUUAGUUGUUGCUCCUAUGUGGGAGAUAUGCCGUGUUGCCGUGAAUGAUGGCUGUGCGCAAUGUCUUAUUUCAAAACGUUUUGUUUUGUUUACUCAAGAAUAAAUGUAAAAUCU